Talaromyces amestolkiae is the source of this 1503-nucleotide messenger RNA. RefSeq lists its product as uncharacterized. NCBI's taxonomy places the organism in Eukaryota, Fungi, Ascomycota, Eurotiomycetes, Eurotiales, Trichocomaceae. Gene Ontology annotation, biological process: DNA-templated transcription; regulation of DNA-templated transcription. Gene Ontology annotation, molecular function: DNA binding; DNA-binding transcription factor activity, RNA polymerase II-specific; zinc ion binding. The record is from RefSeq and is a predicted model, not a curated record. The coding region runs from base 1 to 1503 and encodes 500 amino acids. The transcript has 4 exons.
AUGAGCCAACCGUCCCUUGGUCCUCGCGCCCAACUCACCUGCGAGACGUGCAAGCGACGCAAAGUCAAAUGUGACAAGCUACGGCCUUGUACGGCAUGUCGCAAGGCGGACAUUCGCUGUGUUGCUGUUGAGCGUGCUCGGUUGCCACGAGGACGCUCGGCAAAGAAGGAGAAAAUCACCAAACAGCAGGAGACGGCGGUGUCGUGUCACCAUUCCCCGAACUUGUCCAACCGGGUAGAAAUGCUGGAGAGACUUGUACGCUCCUUGCUGGGUAACCGCACAGAGACUUCAGACAGCAAAACAGCAUCAUUGCUCGAAGAUAUGGACGAAAUUUUCUGGUCAAGUGAAUUGGGGAGUCAGGAACAUGAUCAUACAAGCCUGUCAAUUGCGACGCCUAGMAGCGUUGAUGACGCGCCAUCUGCUCUAGAUCAACGACUACUGCAAAUAUACAUGACCCAAGUCGAUCCAAUCCUGCCCAUCCUGCAAUGCUCCUCGCUUUGGGACUACAUCACCGAGGGACUACCGUAUCUUACUUAUGCUGCAGAUCAUCCUGCUCCUAGGGCUCUGGUCUGCGCAAUCGGCUAUAUGUCAAUCGCCACACUCAGCGAUAAAACAUGCUCUCGCGACAUCGGCCUGUCGCGUGACCUUCUGCUCGACAGGUACUACAAUUUGACCGAGCGUGCCCUGAAACUUACGGAUUAUUACAAUACCGACGAUUUAACAGUACUGCAAGCCUUUGUUCUAUUCGUUGCGUCCCUCCAGGCGCACGACCGAAGCCGAAAGUCUUGGACCAUGUUGAGUCUGGCGCUCCGAAUCUCUCAAUCGCUCUUUCUCGAAAAAUCCGAACCCCCAUUUCCGGUAACCCCAUUGCAACGCGAAAUGCGUUCACGUCUAUGGCAUACAAUAUGCUUGCUAGAUGUUCAAGCGUCCUUUGAUCGCGGAUUGGCGCCGAUGCUCCGUGCCGAUUGUCUGAAGUCUCAGGCCAUUCCAGCAAUGAACUUCCUUGAUUACUUCCUGACACUGGAGCAGGAGCAGGAGGAUUCGCCGUUUCCAGAAUCGACCUCUCUCGCCAAUCCCCUGUUCUUGAUGGUGAUGGCCGAAGCCCAGCGCGCAUUCCGCUCGCUCGACUUGUCCGUUGGGACCCAUCCCAGCGUAGUUGGUGCGGACACACAAUCUCGUCUCCAGAUUGCAAUUAAUUUCCAGAAAGAGUCACAGACAAUCCUGGACGGAUCCAGCCUCACCAAAGACCCUUCACACUCGGUCCACUUGUUCUUGGAAAAGAUCACAUUUGUGACAUACUUGUACCUGCAGCUGAUUGCCGUAAACCCCAUGCAGCUUGACCAUAAUUCUCACUCCUCUCGGUGCCUAGAAAAUUACGAUAUAUCACUCUCAUAUGCAGUAAAUUUUCUGCAAGCACUGAAAGAUUUGCACGAAAGCUACGAUUCAAGCACCUUCCGGUGGUACCACCGGUGGUUUGUGCCAUGGCAUACUAUCAUCCCUUGA